AUGACUUUCCCAACUGUAUUUACUGUUAUUUGUGCGAUUACCGCUGCAGCUACUUCAGCCAGCCAAUUGAAUUGGUCGACCGUUGUGCGUCCACAAGCGAAUCCUGCCGAUGCGUUUCGACCGAAAUUACACACGGAGAGCUUUAGUGAACGCAUCACUAACGGAGAAUUAGCUGGACGUGCACAAAUUCCAUAUCAGGCGGGUUUGUUGUUUUAUACAACUUUAGGGAGUGUUUGGUGUGGCGGAUCAAUCAUCUCGGAUCGUUGGAUUAUCACCGCGGCUCAUUGCGCGGACGAGUUAAUCGGUGGUGUUGAUGUUUACGUGGGUGCACUAAAUAGAACAGAUCACAAUGAAACAGGUCAACAUAUAAUUUUCGUAUCAAAGAAACAUAUUGUUGUGCAUGAGAACUAUGAUGAAAUCGAGCUAACAAAUGAUGUUGCAUUGAUUAAGCUGCCGGUGCCACUGGAGUUCACCGAGUUCAUUCAACCAGUCAAACUUCCGAAGGGUGACGAAGCUAAUGAAACUUUCGAAAAUGAAACUGUCAUAGUGUCCGGUUGGGGUAGAAUCUCCGAUGACGAUUACGAACUUACCGAUAUUCUACGCUGGAUUGAUGCGCCGGUAAUUAGCAACAGUGAGUGCAGUUCAUGGAUUUAUGGCUCCAUUCAAUCAACAAAUAUUUGCAUCGGCACUAUUGAUCUCAAGUCAACAUGUAAUGGUGAUGCCGGCGGUCCUCUGGUUUUAGCGCAAGAUCCAACCCUUAUUGGCGUAGCCACCUUUAAUAUAAUCUACAGCUGUGAGAUUGGUGGACCAGCUCCUUUUACGCGAGUAACUUCGUAUCUCGACUGGAUAGAAGCUAAAAAUGGAAAGAUGAAGCUAGUAAUUGCCUUAGUUGUUUGCUUUUUUGGCAGCGUGAUCGCUUCCACCGAUAAAGUGGAUUGGACUAAUGUACCACCAUUGGAUGUGGAUCCUAAACUCCCAUAUCAUCCACGCAUGAGCCUCGAUGGACCCACAGGACGUAUUACCAACGGUCAAGUAGCUGCUCAAAAACAAUUCCCCUAUCAAGCCGGUUUGAGAUUGUACGUCCCCGGUGGUGCUGCAUGGUGUGGUGGCAGUGUGAUCUCUGAUCGUUGGGUUCUGACGGCUGCGCAUUGCACUGACAAUUUGACUACUGGCGUUGAUGUGUACUUGGGCACUUGGGAUCGCACAGACCCUACCGAAAAGAAUCAACAGAUCAUUUUCGUUUCUAAAAAGAAUGUUAUUGUGCAUGAAAAUUGGGAUGAAGACACGAUUACCAAUGAUAUUUCGCUCAUUAAACUGCCAGUACCAAUUGAAUUCAACGAUUACAUUCAACCAAUUGCCUUGCCCAAAAAGUCAGCCAGCUACGACAGCUACGUUGACAAGUCAGUGAUCGCCUCUGGAUGGGGAAGAAUUUCCGAUUCUGCUACGUCAGUCACCGACUUAUUGCGUUGGAUUGAAGUCCCAGUAAUGUCGAACAGAGGAUGCAAUAUUUGGUUCCUUGGUAACGUUAAGUCCACAAACAUUUGCAUCAAGACAACUGGCGGUAUCUCAACUUGCAACGGCGACUCCGGCGGUCCAUUAGUGUCCAAUGAUGGUGAGAGCACUAUUUUGGUUGGUGCCACUUCCUUUGGUUUUGGUUUGGGAUGUGAGGUAGGAUGGCCAGGUGUGUUCACACGCAUCACAUCCUACUUGGAUUGGAUCGAAGAAAAGUCCGGUGUUGCAUAUUACUAAAUGAAAAUACAAUAAAUUGUUUAAAAAUAUUUACACACUUAGUAUUAUUUA
This is a messenger RNA of Bactrocera neohumeralis, 1800 nucleotides long. Its product is annotated as transmembrane protease serine 9-like. The transcript is spliced from 8 exons. The coding region runs from base 1 to 1749 and encodes 582 amino acids. Gene Ontology annotation, biological process: proteolysis. The record is from RefSeq and is a predicted model, not a curated record. Gene Ontology annotation, molecular function: serine-type endopeptidase activity. NCBI's taxonomy places the organism in Eukaryota, Metazoa, Arthropoda, Insecta, Diptera, Tephritidae.